Molecule: messenger RNA, 825 nt
Organism: Olea europaea var. sylvestris
Lineage: Eukaryota; Viridiplantae; Streptophyta; Magnoliopsida; Lamiales; Oleaceae
Exons: 3
Coding region: 1-825 (274 amino acids)
Source: RefSeq, a predicted model, not a curated record
AUGGAGAUGGUAAGAGAGGUAGAGGCUGAAGAGGCUGCAAGGCAAACUGCAGAAGCCGCCGAAGAGGAGGCGGCAAAGGAGAAGCCGGUUCGGGAGAAGGAAAAGUCUCCAAACUUCCUAGCUGGGAGGGAGGAUGAGCUGGCCCUAGCCUCGGUGGAGGCUCUCCCUAAGGAAAUCAGAAGUUCCACUGAGAGCUUUUACAAGUUCUGGACAGAGAGGGAGGCGUUAAGCGAAUUCCAGACAAGGACCCACGCCUCGGAGGGGAAAGCUGCCUCCCUCGCAGAGGAGGUUAAAGCUGCUAAGGCCGAGGCCGAAGAAGCCAAAUCUCAGAAAGUUGAAGAGGCGGCGAAGCUGGAGUCUGCUUUGGCCCAAAUUGAUGCCCUGAAGAAGGAAGUGUAUGAGUCACAGUGCGAGAUGGCAUCCUUGACAAAGAAGGUGGAGUUUCUUGAAGGCCAGGCGAAGUGGUACAUGAACGACGCCUCUGUUGCCAAAGAAGAGGCCCGAACGGCGGGGGAAGAGGCGGUGAAGGAAUACAUCGCCAAUUUCCAUACAACUGAGGAAUAUAAGAGCUUCAGUGCAUACUGGAGGAACUUCGCCUAUGCCGAGGUGAUGGAGCGGGCAGAGGAGCUGUAUCCCAACUUGGAUCUGACUCAACUCAAGUCUGAAUUUGUGGAUGAGGUUCCUCAGACCCCAGCUGAGGAGGUGCAAGGUGAUAAGGCAGCUGAUGCUGAAGCCCCAAGUGAUGAGGCAGAGGAAGCAACUACUGAUGCCCAAGUUGCCGAACCUCCAAGUGCUGAGGCGCCUCCGCCAUCUAGCCAGGCUUAG